ACUAAAUUUGCUGUUUGCAACGUGAAUUUUUUUAGUACUUAAAAAAUGCAUUAAUUUAGUUCUAAAUUUAGUACUUAAUUUAGUAUCGUGACAUACAGCCUUAAGUUCUGUUUAUAAAUACGGGCCCUAAAGAAACGAAGACGUAAAAAAGGACAAAGAAAAAGAAGAAGAAGAAGAAGAAUUGCGGUUAGGUUGUUUUUAAAAAUAAAUAUUUUGGACAAUUUAAAUUUUUACUGAAUUUUUCGUUGUUAUAACAUGACUACGCUAAGGCCAUUUACUUGCGAUGAUAUGUAUAAAUUUAAUAAUGUAAAUCUUGAUCCUUUGACAGAAACUUAUGGUUUAUCUUUUUAUAUGCAGUACUUGGCUCAUUGGCCGGAAUAUUUUCAAGUUGCUGAAUCUCCAAGUGGUGAAAUUAUGGGAUACAUAAUGGGUAAAGCUGAAGGAAUAGGUGAAAAUUGGCAUGGGCAUGUCACGGCAUUAACAGUGUCUCCAGAUUUUCGUAGAUUAGGAUUGGCUGCAUCUUUAAUGAAUUUCUUAGAGGACGUUUCAGAGAAGAAACGAGCAUAUUUUGUUGAUUUGUUCGUGAGAGUGAGUAACAAAGUAGCAAUCAAUAUGUAUAAAAAUUUGGGUUAUAUUGUUUAUCGAACUGUUUUGGAAUAUUACUCAGGUGAUCCUGAUGAAGAUGCUUAUGAUAUGCGGAAAGCUUGCUCUAGGGAUGUCAACCAAAAAUCUGUUGUACCUUUGACCCACCCUGUUAGGCCUGAAGAUGUUGAUUAAAACAUACAAGGAGAUUUCAUUUUAAAAUAUAUGACAUAUUUUUUAUGUUGAUCAAGUGCUG
Molecule: messenger RNA, 838 nt
Organism: Psylliodes chrysocephalus
Lineage: Eukaryota; Metazoa; Arthropoda; Insecta; Coleoptera; Chrysomelidae
Source: the annotation of a GenBank genome assembly